This is a messenger RNA of Helianthus annuus (common sunflower), 624 nucleotides long. RefSeq lists its product as uncharacterized. The coding region runs from base 1 to 624 and encodes 207 amino acids. The transcript has a single exon. The record is from RefSeq and is a predicted model, not a curated record. Lineage: Eukaryota; Viridiplantae; Streptophyta; Magnoliopsida; Asterales; Asteraceae.
AUGGCCGACUCCAAGCUCCACCCAGCAAUCACCAUUUCAAACAUCAAAGCCUUGAUUCCCGUUACCCUUGACAAUGAAGCCGCAUAUUACAACACUUGGGCUGAAUUGUUUCGUAUCCACUGCACUGCCUAUCUUGUCUCCGAUCGCCUCUCCCCACGUCCAAAAGCCUCUACCUCUUCUACAACCACUGACAAAGAUAAACAACCAGCCGACUCCGGUUCGUCUGCAUCUUGGGAACGAUUGGAUGCCAUAGUCCUUCAAUGGAUCUAUAGCACCAUCUCCACGGACCUGCUUAAAACUGUCAUCAAAACCAAAAUCACUGCCUAUGAUGCUUGGACAGCCAUUGAAUCCUUGUUUCAAGAUAACAAAGCCACCCGUGCUCUCCAUCCGAAACAGAAGUUUUCCAACACCCGGUUGGAAAACUUUCUCUCCAUGACAGCCUAUUGUCAAGAACUCAAAGUUCUAUCUGAUCAACUAGCCAAUGUUGAUGCUCCUGUCGAUGAACAAGACCUUGUCCUCCAAACUCUCGCCGGCUUCACCGAACAAUACGAGACGUUGCCACCAUCCUUCAAAAUACAAAGCCUCUCCCGUCCUUCUUUGAAGCCCGUUCACAGCUCUGCAUGA